GGCCUUCGCGUAUUUUCUUGGUCCCUGGAUCGCGUGUUGCAUCUCCAUUACCUGCACGGAUUCCCUUCAAAGCCUAACUUCACGCCAUCACACUCUCCACUCAAUGCUUCUGUAUCUCCCGGGACCUCUGCCCUCUGGUCGGCCCUGCAUCCAGGUACUAGCAGUGCCAAUGCCGGUAGUGAUAGCUUCGGCCCUGUCAAUGAGGCCAGUUCGACCGCAAUAAAAAGUGCCGCUUCAGCAAAUCAAACUGUCUCAUCGCCUUUUGGUAAUACAUCUGAGGCAGCAACUCGUACCUCAACGCCUUCGGGAGUCUGUCAAGCGGAAUCCCUGUCACAGACCACAGUCCGUGUCCACACAAGAGCCAUCAGUCUGCUUCCAAGUCUCUCGCGGCACAGUAGGCUAGCUGUGCCGAGAAUCGAGGCCGCUAGCAGGAUGCAGGAAAUGAAAAAUGAUAAAAUCGGACCGGAGUCUGCAGAAUCAGACGCACAGGUUUUUUAUUCUCUUGCUUUUUUACCACGCUGGUGA
Messenger RNA from Protopolystoma xenopodis, 525 nucleotides. The record is from the annotation of a GenBank genome assembly. Lineage: Eukaryota; Metazoa; Platyhelminthes; Monogenea; Polystomatidea; Polystomatidae.